Molecule: messenger RNA, 2442 nt
Organism: Orbilia oligospora ATCC 24927
Lineage: Eukaryota; Fungi; Ascomycota; Orbiliomycetes; Orbiliales; Orbiliaceae
Exons: 7
Coding region: 1-2442 (813 amino acids)
Biological process (GO): peptidyl-serine phosphorylation; peptidyl-threonine phosphorylation
Cellular component (GO): cytoplasm; nucleus
Molecular function (GO): protein serine/threonine kinase activity; ATP binding; protein tyrosine kinase activity
Source: RefSeq, a predicted model, not a curated record
AUGGCUUCAACCCCAUCGGGUCUUCUUGGAAACCCUCACUUCCAGCAACAGCAACAGCAACAUCAACAUCAACAUCAACAUCAACAUCAACAUCAACAUCAACAUCAACAUCAACAACCACAGCAGCAGCAGCAGCCACCUUGCAACUCACCCGCCCAGAAACAACAAUUCGCUGCACCAGUACAGUCAUACGCGCUCCCACCGCAGGCGGCUUUAGGCACAGCUUCAUCUUCCCAGUACGUUGCAUCGCCUCUACAACACGGAGCUCAUAGCACUCUCCCCCCCCCGACUAUAGCACCCCUUUCCCACACUUCUUCGCAGAUCCCACAGCCAAAUCUUGAUUCAGACUCCCGGCCUCUACCACACACUAUGAUGCAUAUACCUGGAACACAGGCGCCUCGCCCCGGUGGUGCUUCAGCCACGAGCUCUUCCUAUCCUCUGCCCAAAACAGAAAUCGUACAUAGUUUUGUCCGAACUACACAAUCGAAGGACAUCGUUGGCCACACAAAUGCUCAGCCAGCAUACCGGAGAGCGCACCCCGAAGGUGGUUUCAUCAGUCCAGUUCAAGCCCUUACCAGCUACUUGCCGGCGACAUACAGGAUUUGCAACCCAAAUUUUAAAUACGAAUCAUCACGAAAUCCUAGACGGGUAUUAACGAAGCCUAGCAAAGGCGUUAAGAAUGAUGGAUAUGACAACGAGGACAGCGACUACAUAUUAUAUGUAAAUGACAUACUUGGCUCCGAGGAGGCGGGACAUAAGAACCGCUACCUUAUCCUCGAUGUCUUAGGGCAAGGUACAUUCGGCCAGGUCGUUAAAUGUCAAAACUUAAGAACGCAAGAGGUUGUUGCCGUGAAAGUUGUCAAAAACCGCACAGCAUAUUUCAACCAGAGCAUGAUGGAGGUUUCCGUACUGGAUUUGUUGAAUAGCAAGCUUGAUAAAAACGACGAGCAUCAUAUACUCCGACUUAAGGAUACAUUCAUACAUCGGCAACACCUCUGCCUGGUCUUCGAACUCCUAAGUGUCAACCUCUACGAACUCAUCAAACAAAACCAGUUCCGGGGGUUGAGUACUACAUUAGUUCGGGUCCUAGAGAGCCCCAUUAUAAAAGUGAUUGAUUUUGGAUCUGCUUGUGAUGAGAGGCAAACUGUCUACACGUAUAUUCAGUCCCGAUUUUAUCGGUCUCCCGAGGUCUUACUCCUAUUACCAUAUUCCUCCGCCAUCGACAUGUGGUCUCUCGGAUGUAUUGUGGUGGAGUUGUUUCUUGGACUCCCUUUGUUCCCUGGUAGCUCCGAAUAUAAUCAAGUUGCUCGGAUCGUCGAGAUGCUAGGGCUUCCACCAACUUGGAUGUUGGAAAUGGGGAAGCAAUCGGGAGAAUUUUUUGAGAAAGUCACUGACGAAUUCGGAAGGAAGACUUAUCGAUUAAAAAGUAUGGAAACAUACUCCCGUGAACAUGGCACUAAAGAACAACCUAGCAAGAGAUAUUUCCAGGCUACCACACUCCCCGACAUCAUAAAUCAAUAUGCGAUGCCGCGAAAAAACAUGAAACCAGCAGAGAUAGAAAGAGAAAUGAACAACCGGGUGGCUUUCAUUGACUUUGUUCGAGGGUUGUUGAACAUAAAUCCAUUGGAAAGAUGGUCUCCGCAACAAGCAAAACUUCAUCCCUUCAUAACACAACAAAAAUUUACCGGGCCGUUCGUACCGCCCAUGAAUCUCAAGUCAUCCCCAUCCGGUGGAUUGCCAAAAUCUCCACACCCGCCUAUGGCAUCGAAUACAAGCCAAAGCAGCAACCCCCAAACUAUCUCAUCGCAGCACAUUAGCAGCAACCCUGAUCAGGCCUUGAAGAAUAAAUCUAAUACAAGCGGGAUACCUCAGCAGAUAACCGCUAACUACCAAAACCCCUCUGCUGGCGGAUACACUAACCCGGCGUCCCACCCCGCACAAACCCAACCCCCAACGUAUAGUGGCCCAAAUUACGGUACCAACGGUGGCCAGCAAUUCCAACAGCAAGUUGUCAAUCCGCCGCCACCCUAUAACACAAACCACGCAGGGUAUAAUGCUUCGCCAACAGCACAACACCAACCGAGCCAACAGCCAAUCGGGGGCGGGUACCAUGCGCAGCAACAGCCUCCGAGCCUAUACCAGACUGCCACCACCCGGGCUGGGCGCCAACGUGCUUCUACAAUAGGACAAAAUGAUAGUGGUAUACCCCCCCAACUUUCACGUCACGCAAUGCUGCUAGAUCCCAAUCAGCCUAUCCGGCUACAGCCUAGUCCCGCUUACUAUCCCCCCCCAUCAGACGGGGAAGCAGCGAGUGGUAGUAAGUCGAGGAGACGCAGUCAGGCGGGUCAAGGCGGGCAGAGGUCCCAGCGAGAUUUUAUCAGGACUCUCGAAGACCGGACCCUGGAGGAUGGUUUGUUUAAUAAUCAAACUCAGUGGCAAUGA